This is a messenger RNA of Osmerus eperlanus (European smelt), 1164 nucleotides long. Its product is annotated as 5-demethoxyubiquinone hydroxylase, mitochondrial-like. The transcript has 6 exons. Gene Ontology annotation, biological process: regulation of reactive oxygen species metabolic process; determination of adult lifespan; regulation of gene expression. Lineage: Eukaryota; Metazoa; Chordata; Actinopteri; Osmeriformes; Osmeridae. Gene Ontology annotation, cellular component: nucleus; mitochondrial inner membrane. Bases 102 to 776 code for a protein of 224 amino acids. Gene Ontology annotation, molecular function: 3-demethoxyubiquinol 3-hydroxylase activity. The record is from RefSeq and is a predicted model, not a curated record.
CUCACUUUCUGUUGCGCUACAGCAGCUGUCUCAGGCGCUGCUGUGUUGCUGUCAAUUCAAUGACAUAUUAAGAAGUAUUGUACCCCCUAAGUUACCCCAAAAUGCACAAGGUUCUGAAACCGCGCGUAUUAAUAAGCAAAUCAGCAGUUUGGGCGUUUUGUCCAACACGGCAACUUUGCUCAAAUGACCAAGCUGUAGUGUCUCUCGGAGCGUCGUGUCACCAUGGCGUUCUACCCGCGGAGCUGGACGUCGAGGAGCGGGCCAUGCUGCACCGCAUGCUGCGCGUGGACCACGCCGGGGAGUUCGGCGCUAGCCGCAUCUACGCCGGACAGAUGGCCGUGCUGAGGAAGACAUCAGCACGAACCAUCAUACAGGAGAUGUGGGAACAGGAGAAAGGCCACCUGCAGACGUUCCAUGAGAUCCUGGGGGAGCACCGCGUCCGGCCCACUGCCCUGCUGCCUCUGUGGGACAUCGCUGGCUUCGCCCUGGGAGCAUCCUCUGCCCUGCUAGGGAAGGAGGGGGCGAUGGCGUGCACCGCAGCAGUGGAGGAGAGCGUGUCAGAGCACUACAACAGUCAGAUCAGAGAACUCAUGGAGGCAGACCCAGAGAAGUACACUAAGCUGCUGCUGCUGAUUAAAGAUCUCCGUGACGACGAGAUGGCCCACCAUGACACUGCGCUGGAACACGACGCUGAAUCAGUACCAGGCUAUUGGCUUCUAAAGAACGUCAUACAGGCCGGAUGCAAAGCAGCAAUCUAUGCUUCGGAGCGAAUCUAGCUCCUCCAUUUCUACAAACCAACAGAACUUUAUAACAGAACUUUUCCUCGAUGCCCAAAGCGAACAGAGCUUUGCACAGUAGAGGAGCGCAUGUUCAUACCUCACCAGUCAUGUUCAAGAGAAGGAAAAAGGAAGGCAGAAGGGCCCAUUCAGGGUCUCAAAAUCCUCGCUCUUCCUCCCUGCUGUCAGCGAACCCGAUAGGACACACAUCCCAAUGGGUUUGAAUCCAAAGAACGUUUCGAAAGCAGCAUGAUUUCUGGGAGUUUUCCAUGGUUGUCAUGUCCGUGACAUUGUUAUGUUUGUGUCAUUGAUUGAAGGAUCGUGGUUCUUUUUAGACAAAUAUGUAAAGUAACAACGCAACAACGGUAAUAAACUGAUAUUUGUUUUA